AUGAAAGUUUCUUGUGUUUUAUCAACUGCUUUAUUAUCUUCAAUAGCUUUAGCUCAUUUUGGUAAAGAUCAUGGUAAAGAUGCAACAACUUCACCAUUAAGUACAGAAUUUACUACAAAAACAGAUAUAAAAACUACAUUGGUCACAGUUACGUCUUGUUCAGAAAAUCGUUGUUCAAAAGUUACUCAUGCCACGGGGGUCACGACAAUUACUGAAGAUACAACCGUUUAUACAACUUAUUGUCCUUUCACUUCAGUUCCUUCCACCACAUCAACUACAUCAACAUCUACAACUCCUUCAACUACAUCAACCUCAACAACUCCUUCAACUACAUCAACUUGUACAACUCCUUCAGCUACAUCAACUUCAACAACUUCUUCAACUACGUCCACUUCAACAACUGCAAUCCCAUCAAGUUCAUCCUCAUCGACUUAUAAAUGUUUAACCACAGUCACUGAAGGUAAAAAAGUUUUCACUACUGAUUGCUCAUACACUCCGAUUUGUUCAACAACUACUACUCCAGCUCCAUCAAGUUCAAGUUCAAGCUCAUCAAUUUAUGUUUGUUUAACUACAGUUACUGAAGGUUAUAAAACUUUUACUACUGAUUGUUCAUACACUCCAGUUUUAUCAUCAAGUACUCCGGUUGCUUCUUCAAGUACUCCAGUUUCAUCAUCAAGUACUCCAGUUUUAUCAUCAAGUACUCCAGUUUCAUCAUCAAGUACUCCAGUUGCAUCAUCAAUUUUAUCCUCAAGUACUCCAGUUGCAUCAUCAAGUGCUCCAGUUUCAUCAUCAAGUACUCCAGUUGCAUCAUCAAGUACUCCGGUUGCAUCAUCAAGUACUCCGGUUGCAUCAUCAUCAAGUGCUCCAGUUUCAUCAUCUAGUAUUGCAGUUUCAUCAUCAUCUACAACUCCAAUCUCAUCAUCAUCUACAACUCCAAUCUCAUCAUCAUCUACAACUCCAAUCUCAUCAAGUCCAAUUUCAUCAAGCUAUGUCUGCAUAACUACAAUUACUGAAGGAACUAAGUGCUUCACUACCGAUUGCUCAUACACUCCAGUUUCAUCUUCAUCGUCCACUACUCCAAAUUCAUCAAGUUCAAUUGUUAGUUCAGUUUCAUUUUCAUCAAGCUCAGUUAGUGCUCCAGUAUCAAGUAGCCAAUUUAGUUCUUCAAUUUCAACUACAAUUUCAUCUUCAUCAAGUUCAGCAUCAUCAUCUGCAAGCUAUUCUAGUGCUUAUUCUUCAAGUUUAGUAUCAUCAGCAUCAAGCGCUUAUUCAUCAAGCUCAAUUGAUUCAUCAUUAUCUAGUAUUUAUUCAUCGAGUUCAGUUGCUUCAUCAGUUUCAAUUUCAACCUUAUCAAGCUCAUUUACUUCAAGCUUUUCAUCUGUUUCAACUUCUGUUGUAUCAUCAGCUUCUAGUUCAAUUGUUAGCUCAAGCUUUGUUGCUUCUAGUUCAUACACACCAUCAGCUUCUACUAUUUCAGUUUCAUCAGCAUCUACCACACCAAUUUCAUUCAGCUCAAGUAGUAUUCCAGCUUCAAGUUUUGUUACUUCUUCAACAAGUGGUAAUUCAACUUCAAUCUCACCAACAGAAUCAGUUCCUUCAUCAAUUGUAUCAACUCUGAUUGAAAGUGUUAGCUCCACCAUUAUUACUACCACAUCAUACAGUGGAGAAUCUUCAAUUGUUUCUACUUUAACCACUGGAUUAACAACAAUAACAUCUGGUACUACAGUUUACACUACUUAUUGUCCUUUAACUCCAUCAUCAACUUCAAUUUUACCAACUGAAGUAACAUCAACUACUAUUCCUGGAGUAAGCUCAACUGUUAUUACUACUACAUCUGAAAGCGCUGGAUCAUCAUUUGUGUCAACUUUCACAACAGGAAUUACCACGAUUUCAUCAGGUACUACAGUUUACACUACUUAUUGUCCAUUAACUACUGAAUCUAUUUCAUCAUCACCAUCAAUUCCAGAAGUUAGUCAUACUGUUGUAACAACUACAUCUCAAAGUGCUGGAUCAUCAUUCGUUUCUACUUUCACUACUGGUGUCACUACUAUUUCAUCAGGAAAUACAUUUUACACAACUUUCUGUUUAUUAACUUCAGCUAUUCCAUCUGGUGGUAAUGUUGUUUCAUUUACUGCAACCAGUGGACAAAUUAUUACUACAACUGCUUCAACUCCUCAAGUUAUUGUUACAACAGCAUCAAGUGAAAGUUUAAUUACUAAAAUUGGAGCUAAAGGUGUAGAAUCAGUUUAUACCGUAUCAAGUGGUCAAAUUAUUACUACAACAGCAUCAAGUGGUCAACCAAUUGUUACUACAGCAUCUUAUGGUCAAGUUAUUGUUAAUACUGUUCCAGCUGAAAGUGUUGAAGCUUCAUCAACAUCAAUCUCUGAGUCAAAUGAAACUGCUCCAUCUCCUGUCGGUUCAAAUAUUGCUAUUGAUACUACUACUACUCAAGGUUCUAAUGUCCCAACAUCUAUUGAAGCCGUUUCAGUUACAACUGCUGCUCAAAUUACUGGUGAAAGUGUUGUUCCUUCAAUUAGUCAAGCUUCAGAAUCUACAAGUAUUUCAAUUGGUCAAGCAUCAGUCAGUUCAGUUACACCAUCUCAUACUAUAUCUACAUAUGAAGCUUCUGGUUCUUCAACAAAACAACCAGUAUUUGCAUUAGCCAUAAUUUUAUUUGCAUAUUUCAUUUAA
Molecule: messenger RNA, 2691 nt
Organism: Lodderomyces jiufengensis
Lineage: Eukaryota; Fungi; Ascomycota; Pichiomycetes; Serinales; Debaryomycetaceae
Exons: 1
Coding region: 1-2691 (896 amino acids)
Source: RefSeq, a predicted model, not a curated record